Molecule: messenger RNA, 159 nt
Organism: Prunus armeniaca (apricot)
Lineage: Eukaryota; Viridiplantae; Streptophyta; Magnoliopsida; Rosales; Rosaceae
Source: the annotation of a GenBank genome assembly
AUGGCUGUUGGGAGCUUACAGCAGCCAAGAGAAUUGGUCGAUGGUCGCCGAGAUGCUUACAGCAGUCAAAGAAUGGAGGUUGAUGGCUCAGGAAUGACUGUGAUGGCUGCUGGAAUGCUUGCAGAAGCUAAGAGAAGGGAGACUUCUCAUGGUUGCUGA